Messenger RNA from Asterias rubens (European starfish), 3465 nucleotides. Its product is annotated as rRNA 2'-O-methyltransferase fibrillarin-like. Gene Ontology annotation, biological process: box C/D sno(s)RNA 3'-end processing; rRNA methylation. NCBI's taxonomy places the organism in Eukaryota, Metazoa, Echinodermata, Asteroidea, Forcipulatida, Asteriidae. The record is from RefSeq and is a predicted model, not a curated record. The transcript is spliced from 9 exons. Bases 51 to 1049 code for a protein of 332 amino acids. Gene Ontology annotation, molecular function: RNA binding; rRNA methyltransferase activity; histone H2AQ104 methyltransferase activity. Gene Ontology annotation, cellular component: small-subunit processome; nucleolus; Cajal body.
CUUGCGGCGAGCGUGAGAUUUACACACGUGCAACGCUUUAAUCGACCACGAUGCGGCCAGGAUCAGGAUUUUCUCCAAGAGGAGGCGGUGGUUAUGGAGGAAGGGGCGGAGUUUCCCGAGGAGGGUCAGGAUUCCGAGGUGGAUUCGGGGGCGGGGAUAGAGGAGGCGGUGGCUUCCGAGGGGGUAGGGGAGGAGGCAGAGGUAGUUUCCGAGGCGGAGAUAGAGGCGGAUUCCGUGGUGGACGCGGAGGUCGUGGUGGGUUCACUCCAAGAGGUAGAGGUGGACCACGAGGCAGAGGGCGAGGAGGUGGCAGAGGAGGUGGUAUGGCCGGAGGGAGGAAGGUUAUCGUUGAGCCCCAUCGUCUUGAGGGCGUCUUCAUCUCAAGAGGCAAGGAGGACGCUCUGGUCACCAAGAACUUGGUCCCUGGCGACACAGUGUAUGGAGAAAAGAAAAUUUCUGUUGAGGAAGGAGAGGUUAAGAUUGAGUACAGAGCCUGGAAUCCUUUCCGAUCUAAGUUAGCGGCAGCCAUCUUGGGCGGAGUUGAUCAGAUCCAUAUGAAACCUGGAGAGAAGGUUCUUUAUCUCGGUGCUGCAUCGGGAACGACAGUCUCACACGUCUCAGAUAUCGUCGGACCUGAGGGUCUUGUGUAUGCAGUAGAGUUCUCACACAGGUCAGGUCGUGACCUCAUAAACGUUGCUAAGAAACGAACAAAUAUUAUUCCCAUCAUUGAAGAUGCCAGACAUCCUCACAAAUACCGCAUGCUUGUUGGUAUGGUUGAUACGAUAUUUGCUGAUGUAGCCCAACCGGAUCAAGCUCGUAUUGUCGCUAUCAACGCUCACAGCUUCUUGAAGAAUGAGGGACACUUUGUCAUCUCAAUCAAGGCUAACUGCAUCGAUUCUACCGCCCAGCCCGAGGCAGUCUUCGCUGGGGAAGUCAAGAAACUUCAGUCCGAGAAACUCAAACCUCAGGAACAGUUGACGUUAGAGCCAUACGAACGAGAUCACGCUGUGGUUGUAGGAGUUUACAGACCACCACCAAAGAAGAAGUGAACACUGAGCCUCACCUUCCAAGUAUAAUUUUUUUCUUAAUCUUCACUGGUCCCCCUCCAAGCCAUCAACGCUUACUUCAAUGGACAACAUACUUCGGGGAGAAACCCUGGUGUCAUACCAGUUAGGGUCCCCCCCCUUUAAAAAAAGUCAGCGUUAGGACAUGUACAAAUAUAUUGAUUGAUUCAGUAGUGGCUCUGGGUAGCUUGCUUGAAAGGGCUAUUCUUCAAUACUGUUGCUGCUCUCACUGACCAUAGCUGUAGCCAAUUAGCGUAGGCAAAGUUGCUUGAUUUGGGUGCAACCUCAAAUUCAUCAUGAUGAAGGGGAAAGUAGGACGAGACCAAAUUGCCGGCUACAGCUAAGGCUACAUCGCCUUGUCAUGCGCUGAAGUAUAGAACUACCUUGGCAUCACCCUUAGUAACAGUCGUAGCUGUAGCUGUAGCCGCCAAUUCGAAUACAGUCUUAGUUUUACUAUUGUUAAUUGUUUCAUCAUUUAUAUUUGUUGACGAUUUUUUAAUCCGCCCGCAGUCAAUGAGUUGACCGAACAGUGUUGCUCUAAAAUUUGGAAAGAUCGUGUACAGGUCUGGAUUUGUUGUCCUCAAAGCGUUGUGGAAAAUGAUAAUUUUGCCAGAAGAACAUGUGGCUGGUUCUAUAGAAAAGUGUGAUUGAAAACAUGGCAACAAGAUUAAAACAAGCAGGCCAAGAAGACCAUGUACAAUACGAAAUGAAAGUACCAUAAGAAAGUCGAGAUCUUUAAAGUGGAACUAUCAAAAUGACCAAACUUGCAUUAUUAUAAUAGCAUAGAAGAAAAUUAGAGCAUUAAAAGACAAUGUUUUUGUUCACUGAAAAACUGUCUCAGGUUUUUGUUUUAUAUCAUUUCUUAGUAGUUAGAGAUCUUAUUUUCUUUUUUUUUUAAAUGCAAACUGAAUUCUGUCAUCUUAAACAAAUCAGAUUGGUCUGUUAUGAUCUUUUAGGACUUUGACACUGAAGUUGAUUGAUAGUUUCCUACUGAGGUUUUCUUUCCGAGUGCCAGAACUGUUGUGUUGCCAAUGUUGCAAACUAUCAGCAAAUUUCUGAAUUAAUUGUAAAAAAACUGCCAAAGUUGGAAUUGCUGUUCUUUUACUUGUGGAGAUUCUUUUUAAAAAUUUGAGCACUGAACCGACUGACAUGUAGCCUUUAGUCAAGGCGCUUUCAUGUUUGCGGUGUACGUGAUAUACCACCCAAGUUGCCACAAGCGCCUUGACUAAAGGCUAACUGUUCUCCAUGGAUCUAGUAUAACCGUGGUUCUGUAAAUAAACUGUAAAGGUCGCAAAUAGUUCUUUUCAUUUGGCAGGGCGGGGUUUGGGGAACACAUUGUACUUUAAUUAUUGUUUACUCAAUUUGUUUGUCUUUUUUCUUUCUUUAUGUAAUUACUUUUCAUUAUAUACGGAAACAAGCAUAAUGUGCACAUGUAGGCAUUGUGCAAAGUUGUCAUGGAAAUUUGAGAGUCAAAUUUUAAGAUUGAAAUGUUGGUUGCAAGUCAGACUAUCAAAAAAAUGAACCUCGAGUUAGUUUGCACUCUCUUUGAUGCCCACUUUUUACAAUGCUGGUUAAAUACUUAGUUUUGUUUUCUAUAAUUUAUGUAUUGUACACUCACUCAGAAUUACUAAUAUUGGUUAGAAUUGAUUUUAAUUCUUGACCUUUUGACCUUACAUUGAAUUUGUACAAUUUCCUUUUGAGAGACCAGUGCACGCUGUGUCUUCAUGGACCUAAAGGUGUUUUCUUAUUCAAUUGUUGAUUACAACUUGGACUCGAUGAUGACACCAAGAAUGUAAAAAAUUAACAACUUGAUUUUAAGUCUACUUCAGAAUUCAAAGCAAGGAAUAGGAGUAGGAUCGCGAGGACCCAAUUUCGUUGCUCUGCUUAUUAUUCCUGCAUGCUCUAAGCAGACAUUGACCGUAUUUCACAGGUUAAAGAAUUUUGCUUCUGCACGAGUGUACUCUUGGCAUUCUCUGCUUGCACAGUAGGCGCAGAAAUUCGGCACUUGCAGUGCAAGCGAAGAAUGGUGAUUGUCAGCGCAGAAUUCUGCAGUAAGCAGGUCCAUGAAAUUGGUCUCAGCUUGUCUUGAAUGCAAGAUGCAGAUAACUUCACACAAACCAGUACUCAUGUAUUUUAUAUGGUGGAGGGUUUCUGUAUAUUUAUCGAGUCAUGAAUUUAGAACCAUUCUACGAUGAACCAUCGACUCUGAUUUUUAAUUCAUUCCUUGAGUUUAUCUUUAAUUAUGAAAUUAAUUGGUUCUCUUUUACCUUUGUUAAAGAGAAGUUCAUUUUUGUUUUUAAUAUUAAAAACCAAAUCACCAGGCAACGUAAUUCUGUUAGUAAGAUCACAUUUUUCAGCGUGAUAUUAAAAGGCAAAGAUUGCCUGUGAUUAAUUUUAAAGA